AUGCACUUCGCUGAAAGCUCCUACGUCAUUUUCUCUGAAGGCGAUGAGUUCACGACCGAUGCUAAGCCCCGACUUCGAUUACAGCCCGAGACAUGGGUGAUCACCGCGAAACUCGGGGAGUACUCUCUCCGCAUGUACCAGAAGGACAUCGAGGAGAAAUUGGGUCCAGGUUUUGCUUUUGCAAAGUACCUCUGCUUUCGCAAGGGUGAUCAGUCUCGAAAACAGGAAUUCAUGCGUAUUUACCAACAGAUUCCUACUGUGGAGACCGAGUACGGGCGCUUUGAAACCAGAGCUGAACAAGCAGUACCUCCGAUCGAUCUUCCUGAGUUGAAGGCAUUUGUGGAAUUGACGAUGCUUUCGUGUCCUGUGGUUCCUCGGCUCCUCGGCUACCAAGAAGGAACGCAAGGCAAGGACGGCCGUGUCCCUGGGGGUUUCUUGGUUUCGGUAGUUUGGGAGAAGGUUCCGGGGGAACCUUUGUCUCAAGGAUAUUUCUGGAGUCUUGAAUUUGAGCACCGUGAAGCUAUUCGACAAGAGUUUCGUCGCGUUUAUGAACAGCUUGUGCGAUGCGGCAUCCGGCCGUGUAUCGCAACUUUAUCAAAGCUCAUCUAUGACCAGUCCUCUGGAAAGAUAUCAGCUGCCCGCAUCAAUCCUGAUACUGGAUGGUCGAACACGAAUUUCCCCAAGUAUGGACUUGCAGAAUUGCCUCCACGGCAAGACUGGCAGCUUCACGAGAGUGAAUGGAAGUACUGA
Molecule: messenger RNA, 750 nt
Organism: Penicillium oxalicum
Lineage: Eukaryota; Fungi; Ascomycota; Eurotiomycetes; Eurotiales; Aspergillaceae
Exons: 3
Coding region: 1-750 (249 amino acids)
Source: RefSeq, a predicted model, not a curated record